Molecule: messenger RNA, 1330 nt
Organism: Ceraceosorus guamensis
Lineage: Eukaryota; Fungi; Basidiomycota; Exobasidiomycetes; Ceraceosorales; Ceraceosoraceae
Exons: 3
Coding region: 150-1058 (302 amino acids)
Source: RefSeq, a predicted model, not a curated record
CAAUUUCCGCGUCCUCGCCAUUUUCAUGUUUCGUCACAGCGGUCAGCCGGUCUGACGUUUGAAUCAGAAGGGCAACCUGUUUUGUAGAGCGCGCUUAAGAUUCGCGCGCUCGUCUCGUCCGGUCGCCUGGAGCCUGGAAGGACCAAGUCAUGUUCAAGAGAUCUUUUGCAUGGCUCCUUGCGGCCGUCGUGGUCGCACGAACAGCCGCUUUGCCUGUCUCGCCUUCUUCCAAGAGCUCUUCGAGAGUUUUUGCGACCACUCUCGUGGUUCGAGGUCUGCCCGGAGCCGAAGAGGGACUUGAGCUGGCCAAGAUCGUGGGUCAUGAUGGUACGCACAUCGUCAAAUCUUCCAGCGUCGGGUCUUCGAGGGAGCAGCGCCUAUCACGAACUUCGAGCAGCAGCAACAUGCAAGUGGUCCCACUAACGCCGACCACGCCAACACUUCAUAAUCAAUACCCCAGCGUACCUGUCGCAAUCGACGAGCACCAACGCUCGCCACUCACCUCUCCCAGGGCAGCAUCUCGUCUACAAAAGGUGACGGGGGCUAUCGUGCGACACCCGCUUCGAACCUCUUUCGGACUGGCGGCGACCGGCGUAGCCGCUACAGCUGCUUAUGAGGGCAGCCAGGUCUCUCGUAGAACUCGCAAAAGAAAGGCAUAUUAUGAUGCCUACGGGCACAUCAAUACACGGACGCUUUCUGGCGAGCUUGCGUCGUCGCCGACAUUGUUGCCGCGGGACCUGAUCCCUGUCACUCACAGCGCGGGAUCUACAGGCGUCAAAAAGGUGGGCGGCAAAGUCAAGACUGGUCUCAAGUGGGCUCUAGGCUUGACUGCCGCAGCAGGUGCAACCGUCUCCGCUGAGCUCGGCUUCCGUCAUUGGUCCAAGUCUCUCGCAGAAAAGCACGCUAUACAGCAGUACAAUAAGGAAGACCCUGGAAAAAAGCUUGACACGUGGUGCGAACGCCACAAGAGAGGAGAUGGCAAUUUCCAGAGCUGUUGGGAAGCUGGUCACGGACCGGCGACGGGUGAAACUCCCGGGUGGGUGGGCGGCAACUGGUGAUGGUGGUAUUUGUGGUCUGAUCGAUGCUCUGGGCAGUCGAAUUGGCGGCGAGAACAACAGGAUGAAUACACGACGCAGCUCGGGCUCGAUACUCAAGAAGAUAACAUCAAUACAUGCUGUAUUCCGCCGAGCCGGAACGCUCCUGUGUUCGCCCUCGCUCGGUAUCUUUCACAUCAACAGUGCUGCUCGCUGUCACCAGCGCGCUCUCGUCAAAUGUGGUAUUGACGCUCUCGUGUAGCCGCGCAUGAACGACUGUUCUGGACCACACACCC